AUGGAACGUGACAGGGAUAGAUCAAAUCUACCGCCAUCUGUGAUUUGUUUAAAUCGACCAAAAUACAUGUAUAGUAAUCUGAGUAUGAGUACAGAAGACUAUCACUAUGAUGGUGCUUAUCGUACCCACCAUGGUAAUGAUGAUAACGACGAUGAUGAUCUUAGGAAUUAUACUGUCAUCAAAAGAAAGCCUUCCGAGCAUCAUCAUUAUUAUAUACCAAUUCAUAAAGACAGAGAGAAUAGCUACACAGAAUCAAUGGUCAUCAAUUCACCACAAAAAGAUUAUGAAUAUCCAUUGAAUAAAAGACAAGAGAAUAGUAUUCCCUACAAAUCGACAAAAUCUUCUCCAUCUUAUUAUUAUAUUACUCCAACUCCAAAGCAUAAGCUGUCUACAUUGAAUGCAUGGGAUACUGAGUACACUUCAACUGAACUAGAGCAAAAUGAGGCUAAGAGUUAUGAUUAUCAUAACCCAGCAAAACAAAAUGAUAAUCAACCAUUUAUUCGAGAUAUCAAUAAUCGAAAAUCAUCAAGAAGAUCUGCAAGAAUUACAGAACUUGUAAAUUUAUUGACUAAAAACCUUGAUGAAGAGAAUAAACACAAUACUCAUGGGGUUAAUCAUAAAAACAGGCCCGUGAGUUCUACAGAAGAAAGUGGUGGUCUACCAGAGGGUAAUAGUGUACAACAAAAAAUCCAACAAAAAUCAUUUUCCGGGAAAUUACCUAGAACAAUAUCCUAUAUUCAUAUCAUUCUCAACCAAAUCAAGAAAAUAACGAAAUCAAUAAUAACAAUAAUAAUAAUAAAAGCAACAAGACAACUGAUCAUUUCAACAAACAAACAAAUAAACUUCCUGUAG
Messenger RNA from Trichobilharzia regenti, 852 nucleotides. Lineage: Eukaryota; Metazoa; Platyhelminthes; Trematoda; Strigeidida; Schistosomatidae. The record is from the annotation of a GenBank genome assembly.